AUGGUGACCGCCGCCGGGGAUGAGACCGCCUCCAUCCAUGCGUGCCUCGCCAACGCCGGUACCCCCCGAAUCCGAGUGGUGGAACCAGAGGUGUGCGCGCCGAGCACGACGAAACAGGUGCUCCGCCGUGAGUGCAUCGGCCACGGUGGAGUUGGACGCGUCGACGAGUGGCACCAAGUUCGCUGGGCGGCGAGCAGAUCAUCGACGACGGGCGGCGUGAAGAAGCUACACCACUUCUCGAUUCGCUCGUCUGAUGCUGCGUCGUCGUCCCGGGAGUGGGGGAGCUGGGCGGAGUGCUCCGUCGACCGCAAGUGCCACGACUACCACCGCUGCCACAAGGUUCGCCGACUUAAUUCAAGCUAUCCUGGAGGUCUGGUAUCUUACAUCCAGAAUGCCAAAAAACUUCUUGCGGAUUCAAAGGAAGGCAAAAACCCAUAUGAUGGUUUCACCCCUUCUGUAAGUCUUUUUCAUCAAUUUCUCACUGGUGCUUCUGUUACUUUCUUUGGUCAGGUAGCACUUCCCCGGGAAACAACUACUGGAAAAUGUUUCCUUCAACUCUAUAUAGAGUCUAUCCUGGCUUUUCAAGAGGCCAGCUGCAAAAUGGUUGAUGAGGGGUGCCAAACAAAGAUUCCAUUUGUUAUUAUGACUUCUGAUGAUACAAAUGCGCUAACUAUCAAGCUUUUAGAGUCAAACUCCUACUUUGGAAUGGAACCAUCUCAAGUGAAAAUACUAAAGCAGGAAAAAGUAGCGUGUCUAGCUGACAAUGAUGCAAGGCUUGCAUUAGACCCAAGCGACAAGUACAAAAUUCAGACAAAGCCACAUGGGCAUGGAGAUGUUCAUUCUCUUCUUUAUUCAAGUGGCUUGCUUGAACAAUGGAAGACUGAAGGACGGAAGUGGGUUCUCUUUUUCCAGGAUACAAAUGGAUUGCUUUUCAAUGCAAUACCAUCAGCAUUAGGUGUCAGUGCCACCAAGGGUUACAAUGUAAAUUCUCUCGCUGUUCCUAGGAAAGCCAAGGAAACAAUUGGAGGAAUUACCAAACUUACUCAUGUCGAUGGUAGAACAAUGGUCAUCAACGUAGAGUACAAUCAGCUUGAUCCACUCCUUCGUGCAACUGGACAUCCUGAUGGAGAUUCAAAUUGCGAGACAGGCUAUUCUCCAUAUCCUGGAAAUAUAAACCAGUUGAUACUGGAGCUUGGACCAUAUAUUGAGGAGCUCAAGAAAACACAUGGCGCCAUUUCUGAAUUUGUAAAUCCCAAGUAUUUUUUCUAA
Zea mays is the source of this 1269-nucleotide messenger RNA. RefSeq names its product UDP-sugar pyrophosphorylase. The coding region runs from base 1 to 1269 and encodes 422 amino acids. Gene Ontology annotation, molecular function: UDP-N-acetylglucosamine diphosphorylase activity. The transcript is spliced from 10 exons. NCBI's taxonomy places the organism in Eukaryota, Viridiplantae, Streptophyta, Magnoliopsida, Poales, Poaceae. The record is from RefSeq and is a predicted model, not a curated record. Gene Ontology annotation, biological process: UDP-N-acetylglucosamine biosynthetic process.